ACAUUGCUACCAGGAAUGAAGCUUGGUUGGAACUUCAAAACUGGUUUGAACCGGCAUUUGACUUCUUGGAAAAGCACUGAUGAUCCGUCUUCAGGAGAAUAUACCUACAGUGUGGAUCCACAUGGCCUUCCUCAGCUUUUUCUUCACAAGGGGAACAAGAAGGUCUUCAGAAGUGGACCAUGGUAUGGACAACAAUUUAAAGGUGACCCAGUUCUCAGGGAAAAUCCAGUUUUCAAACCCAUAUUUGUUUUUGAUUUUGAUGAAGUGUCUUACUCUUAUGAGACUAAAGACAACAUCAUUUCAAGAUUUGUGCUUAGUCAAUCUGGUUUGAUUCAGCACUUCUCAUGGAAUGAUCAUCAUUCAAGUUGGUUCUCUGAAUUCACAAUUCAAGGUGAUCGUUGUGAUGAUUAUGGCCUUUGUGGUGCUUAUGGCACCUGUAACAUCAAAAGCUCCCCGGUUUGCAAGUGUUUGAACGGUUUUGAGCCUAGGCUUCAACAAGAAUGGAGAAUGCUUAAGUGGUCUGGUGGAUGUGUCAGCAAGAAUUCACAGGUUUGCAGAAAUGGAGAUGCAUUCAAACAGUUUACAGGAAUGAAACUACCAGAUGCUGCUGAGUUUCAUACAAACUAUAGCAUCAGCAUUGAUCACUGUGAGGCAGAAUGCUCCAAGAACUGCUCUUGUGUAGCUUAUGCUAAACUAGAUAUAAACGCAAGUGGCAAAGGCUGCAUUGCUUGGUUUGGUGAUCUAUUUGAUAUAAGAGAGGUUUCUGUGAAUGGUCAAGAUUUCUACGUGAGAGUUCCAGUCUCAGAACUAGAUUCAAAUGUUGACGGGAACAAAAGGAAGAAACUCAUACUGCUUCCUGUGACUGUAUCGGUAACCUCAACAAUUAUUGUCUCAGCAUUAUGGUUGAUAAUUAAGAAAUGGAGAAGAAAUGGAGCCAGAGAGACAGAUUUUCAAUUGAGUGCUGGCAGAGCUAGAAGUGAGAGGAAUGAAUUUGAACUCCCAUCAUUUGAGAUUGCCAUAAUUGAAGCCGCCACUGGGAAUUUCUCUAUUUACAAUAAGAUUGGAGAAGGUGGAUUUGGUCCUGUAUAUAAAGGUCAACUUCCAUCAGGAAGGGAAAUAGCAGUGAAAAGGCUCUCAGAGAGUUCCGGACAAGGCCUGCAGGAGUUCAAGAAUGAGGUUAUGUUAAUCUCCCAACUUCAGCAUCGAAAUCUUGUCAAGCUUCUGGGUUGUUGCAUUCAUGGAGAAGAUAAAAUGUUGGUCUAUGAAUACAUGCCAAACAGAAGCUUGGACUCCUUAUUAUUUGAUGAAACAAAGCGUUCUGUUCUCAGUUGGCAAAGGAGGCUGGACAUUAUUACUGGCAUUGCUAGGGGACUUGUCUACCUUCACAGAGAUUCAAGACUAAGAAUAAUCCAUAGAGACCUGAAAGCAAGCAAUGUUCUUUUAGAUAGUGAAAUGAACCCAAAAAUUUCAGACUUUGGAAUGGCAAGAAUGUUUGGUGGAGAUCAAACUGAAGCAAAGACCAAGAGAGUAGUUGGAACCUAUGGAUAUAUGCCCCCAGAGUAUGCAAUAGAUGGACACUUCUCUUUCAAAUCGGAUGUUUUUAGCUUUGGGGUGUUACUCUUGGAGCUGUUGAGCGGCAAGAAAAACAAAGGAUUUCUUCACCCGGAUCACAAACUGAAUCUCCUAGGCCAUGCAUGGAAGCUUUGUAAUGAAGGUAGGGACUUGGAGCUGAUGGAUCCGUUGCUCGAGAAUGAGUUCCCAACUUCAGGAGUUCAAAGGUGUAUUCAAGUGGGUCUUUUAUGCGUUCAACAGCUCCCAGAAGAGAGGCCAACAAUGCCAUCAGUGCUAUUGAUGUUGGAGAGUGAGAGUGUGUUGCUACCCAAACCUGGAAGACCAGGAUUAUAUUCUGAGAGAUGUUUCUCGGAGACAGAUUCAUCAUCACGUGGUAGACUAAAUUCAGGUUCUAAUGACUUGACUGUUACUUUAGUAGAGGGUCGUUAG
Gastrolobium bilobum is the source of this 2001-nucleotide messenger RNA. RefSeq names its product receptor-like serine/threonine-protein kinase SD1-8. Gene Ontology annotation, biological process: recognition of pollen; protein phosphorylation. The record is from RefSeq and is a predicted model, not a curated record. NCBI's taxonomy places the organism in Eukaryota, Viridiplantae, Streptophyta, Magnoliopsida, Fabales, Fabaceae. Gene Ontology annotation, molecular function: protein kinase activity; ATP binding. The transcript has 7 exons. The coding region runs from base 16 to 2001 and encodes 661 amino acids.